CGCAAGGUGCGCGCGGGCGCCGAUAGCGGGCGGGGUUAGCCCGCUGUAGACGCACAUUCACAGGGCCAGUUGUUGGCUAUCGGAACUAUUCAAGAGACGCACACUUCAAAGGUUUCAUCUAUAGGACUAUCAAGUAUCUGUUUCGUUUUAGCGUUCCCCACGUCCUUUUCUUCCCUUCUUUUCUCUCUUUUUUUUUUUUGAGUUUAGUGUCUUAUCUUUCUUCGUUCUUCGCGUUUGCCUCAUCUUCGACUCGAUCCAAAACUUCUCUCCAUUGCCUGGCAGGAGGUCGUCUCUGAACGUGAGGUCCAUUUUUGUUUAGCUCUGUUCAAUCUGUAUCGGUGCUUGAGUGCCCACACAACGUGUGCUUUCAUCACGAACCUAUUGUUACACAGACAUGUGAGGGGGAAGAAACGAACGCCGUGCUAGUGACUCGAAGAUUUGAUCAGGAAGAAACAAAAAAAAAAAAAAACAAACAAAACAAACGGGAUCGGAAGAUUGAAUCUACUACAUCAUUGUUGUGCUGCGCCAAUCGGUCUGUUUCAUCGACGGAUAAACACCCCCUCAAAAAACGUGCAGUGGACAUUAUUUGGUGCUCCUCCCCAUUGAUUCCAGCAGUGAUCUCGAUUGGAUUUAUUCGUUGUUUGUCUUCUGUUGGACGUUUAAACAAAGUUACUGGUUGCGUCGUUUCCUGUUGAAUCCUUGUGUGGUCUUGCCAGCGCUGCAUUUGAUAUCGGCAAUCAAAAUCCGUUGGCAACCGCAGCGUUAAGAGCGAAGACAGGCGGAAAAUAAACUAAGACGGAUUGCACCCAUAACCUGCCAACAUGCUGACGAAAAUGGUCAACAUGAACAACAACCAGUUGGUGAGUCAGCAGCGAGAGAAUAAUGACACGACCGCAGCUGCCUCUUCAGUCCUCUACCACUACGCCCCGCCGUUGCCUUUGAAAUUGUUCACCGCGCCCCGCAGUCAUCAGUUGAGCCGACAGAGACCGCCACCGUCUACCGGACCUGAAGCGGAUAGCCAGUCGGGACCUUACAAAGCUGUUCCAGCGCCGAAGCCGCUAGCCAAUCCUCCUCCGUAUCGUCAACCGCCGCCGCCAGCUAAUUCAUCACCCGUGCUGGCCGCUGCACGGCCUCAUUUACAUCACAACGACCCGUCUGUUGUUACUUCAGCCGCUGCCUCAGCCGCUGCCAGCACUGCCGCCGCGUCCGAGUCGAAUCCAAAGAGCACCGGUCACGGACUCUUGGCGCACUCUUCCAAAUUUCCGAUUGAACGUGAACUUGUAGUCACUACUGGAGAUAAGAUUGCCGAGGUAGGACGCAUUGAACGCAUCGGACCCGAGUCUAAAACGUCGUCAGAGAACAAAAAUUCUGAGACAGAAUCCUCUAACAUGCAAACCAUAGUGACGCAGUCAGCCUGGAACGAGGAAAGACGCACGAUCACGCAGGGGCGAAACGGCGAAGUUAUUGCCGGAGCACCUCACCACGCUGGGCACCAUUACCCGGACGGAUACGAUCAUGUCUCUGGCUCCGAGGAAUUGCAUCGACCCGCCUCAUAUAUGCCAAUGCAUAUCCAUUAUACGGGAUGGCGCCAGGAGAACAACUACGUUCCUAUGAAUUUUGACGGCCGCAUUCAGCACCAACAGCAGCAGCACCAACAGCAGCAACAGCACCAACAGCACCAACAGCAUCAGCAACUGCACCAGCACCAGUCGCAACAAUCCUUCGGUCUGACCAGUAAUAACGCUACGGCCACCGGAUUGGGCGAUCAUUCUCUCAGUUUCGACUCGCAGCACACGGGAUCUACAAGUCUGCGCGACCCAUUCGCGCCCACUUCUCAUUCCAAUUCCUCCCAUAUGACUCAGUAUGAAAUUCAAGUCGACAGUGAGCGAGCUGAUAGGCCCAGCAAUGUCACGGUAGCACCAUGGAACAAUCAAGGCAGCGAUACGUCGACUUUCGACCGUCUUCGUGACACCUGCAACAAAAUGUUCUUAAGGGACGGUCACCUACGUGGAUCGUCUCAGUUUGCUCUAUCGCCCACGUUGCCUCGGGCAAUGGAACGACUGACCAUCGAUCAGAGAAACGGUGUGGAGCCUUGCACCGUGGCCAACCCUAAUAACGAGGCGUCGAUCGCUCACUCACACGUCCCAUCGGACAAGACGCAGAAAGAAGAAGUGGACACUACAGCCGGCAACAACAAGAAUGGUUCCAUGCGCAAGAAAUUGUCUGGCAAGACCUAUCACCACAUCAAAGACAUGUUCACCACCAAGUUUAACAAAUCGACCAAGAGUAAACUUAACGGUACAGAGAACAAUGCGGGUGCGGGCCAGGAUAAUACAAACAGCUCGGCUGCCAAUACGGCCGCCGCUGUGGCCGCCGCUGCAGCCGCCGCUGAAGCCAUUGUCACUGAACACGGAAUGGGGACGCAGCAGAACGGCACUUCCGGUCACCUUGGUAGACAGCCUGACCCAGUCCACUCAAUCAAUCAGCGCAUCAAGAGUCAACUGACUGGCCAAAGUAGCAGCAAUCACACCGUCAACAACAACAACCCACAACAGGUGUGGGGAAGCUACGGCCGCCAAUCAGCCAGAAUGGAAGCAUCCAUCAAUGAAAGCGAUGCCAGCGCAUUGGCUAAGCUGACGCUGAGUCCCACUCCUAAUGGUUCCGAAUCUCUCGCACCCACCCAAAGCCCUUACAGUUUACGACAUAAGCCAUCCGUCACGUUCCGCAUGGAUUUGAAUAACGAGUGUCAGUACAGUGGUGGAGACAAUUCAUCUUCUUCGGUGGCUGCUUCGGCUGUUGCCGGCACGGCCGAGCCGGCAUCUCGAUACCAAUCGAGGAGUGGUCAGGGCCAAGUGGUCCUUUACGACGACACAAUGCAUUUCCCGCAGCACCAACAGCCUACAAAAGAAGGACCAUCUAAAAGUUCGUACGCCGACCAUGACUCCUCACUAUCCAGCAUUGCAUCAGCCGGCCAAGGCAUGAAAAAUCGCUCUGUAUUCGGCUACAGCGACUAUGACGUGCCACAAAAAUCCGUUUCGCUCAGUUCACCCAUGAUGAAUGAAGGCGGUUCAUCGAGUGGCCAUCAGUCGGCCGGUAGCUCUUCCGACUUGGACAAGCGAAGUGGGCAAUCGGUGAGCACCACAGAUUCGGGCCUGGGUGUUUUAACCGAUCCUUCGGGUCAGCGCAGUCGCGUCAACUGCCAACAAAAUUACCAACUGGAUACGAGCACGGAAGCAGAGAUGUUCGGCGGACGGACAGGCCAGCUGAAUCAUUCUUCGUCAGACUGGGCUGACGCAGCCGAUCGUGAAGUGAACAAUGUGAUGGAGAUGAGAAGCUACCAGUCAAAGAACUCACAGCAAGGGCUCCAAUCAGCUACCCCACCUCUACCUCCCCUGUCGCCCGAUGUUUCUCCAAAACCGACACCCAAGUUGCAGCAAAAGUUCAAUAACAGUAAACCCGAUUUACUCGAACCCACCAAUGGCCACAGUCCGAUGGUGCAGCGCGUCAAACCUACAACACCGGCAAAGCCUAUGGCCAAUUCUCACCGCGCAAGCGCAGUUAUCGAAAGCCAAACAAAGCUUGGACAUCAUGCAAAACGGCGUGGUGAAGAAAGCAAGAGUUCUUUGGCAUCGAAAUCGUUUUCCUCCGCUAAACUAAGGAGCUCCAAAUCCACUGGAGCAUUACAUCCUCUAACGGCUCUACAAGAAGCUCUCGAUCUCGGAGACAUCACGUCCACCACAACAGGCCUCGACUUAGACGCCGAUUCAGACUCGAGCUCGUCGCACAGCGACGAUGAUCUGAGUACAACGAUGGACAUGAAUGAUUCCAGGACGAUCCGUCGUCAGUUAGAAGGACUGGAAUCCAUGUAUUCAGAGGUUUUGAAAGCCUUGCACAAGAAAUCAACUCGAUCAGGACCGUCCGACUAUAAACUGUCGAAACGAAGAAUGUAUGGGAGCGUUUCUUCUUUACCCAGCUCCGUCUGUAGCCGACCCGUUUAUCGUGAUCGCCGGAGGAACGAAGAACGCCGCCGUCCAAAAGAGUCCAAGUCUUCAAACAAAAGGUUCCAACGUUUGGAAUCACACGUUGUGACACUGGCUCGAAGUGUGGCCCAUCUCUCGUCUGAAAUGCGAACCCAACACAUAAUGAUCCAGGAAAUGGAGACCAUUCGAAGUGAAAUUGCCCAGUUGCGAACCAUUCCCAUGAGGAUGGGUUCGGGAAAUCCUUACAACACCGGAGCCAGUGUUAAAUUACCCAGAGGUUACCGAGUGGAUCGUGACACUUGCUGGCAAGGUGCCGUUCCUGCUCUAACAGAUCCUUCACGUGUAAAAAAGUUGACCAGCUUCUUCGGUGACGAGCCACCCCUCUUAAGGAUCUUCCUCAAGAAGUUAGGUUAUGAGAAAUACGCUCCGCUGUUUGACCAAGAAAAGAUUGGCAUGAUUGAAUUGCCCUACCUGACCGAAGAGCGGCUGCAUAAAAUGGGCAUCCCUAUGGGUCCCCGAAUUCGGAUUUUGCAGGAAGCACAACUUUCUAUCCGCUCCGACAGCAUGAACGAUUACGGGAUGGUUUAAAAGUGCAGAUAGAUUUCAAACUCGUUUAUUUUUCACUAUUGUUUUGUAUUUCGUGAAAAAAAAAUAAAUAAAUAAAAAAAAAAACAAAAAACAAAAAAAAAAAAAAAAACGAAAAAAAACAAACAAACAUACCAUGUAAUCUUCCGCUCUUGAAUUGCGAUUUACCGUUGACUGUAUCCAUUGGUCGUAUUGGUCUCUACAAAAAUCUCUAACUGCGUUUUUAUACACUUCUCACAUGCUUCUCAAAUAUCGAAUACAUUUUAUAUCAAAGUUGU
This is a messenger RNA of Daphnia magna, 4843 nucleotides long. Its product is annotated as protein bunched, class 2/F/G isoform. Lineage: Eukaryota; Metazoa; Arthropoda; Branchiopoda; Diplostraca; Daphniidae. The record is from RefSeq and is a predicted model, not a curated record. Gene Ontology annotation, molecular function: protein binding. Gene Ontology annotation, cellular component: cytoplasm.